AUGGAUGACGAAUUCAACUAUUCCGCCGACGACGCCGAGCGCGAGACCAUCCGCGUCUGGCGCACAUGGCGAACAGUUUUUGAGAUGCUGCAGGACCGCGGCUACGAAGUAACAGACGAAGAAGUCAAGAUCGAGCUGGACGAAUUCAAAAGCAAAUACGUCGGUGAAAAAGGAUACCCAAGCCGCGAAAAGCUCAAGAUCCAAGCCCGCCCCACCGAAGCCAUGAAAGCGAAAUACACACCCCUUCCCUCCCCCUCAAACCGCGACCCGCAACCAGACUGCGGCACAAUCUACAUCGAAUUCUGCCCGGACGACAGCGGCAUUGGCACAAAGCAAGUCCGAACCUUCAACCACACCGUCGACGAAGGAAACUUCCACACUGGAGUCUUCAUCACCAAGACGCCCAUCUCCCCCUCCGCCGUCCGUCUGCUUAGCGGCAUCCCCGGCCGAAUCUGCGAGCACUUCCAGGAGCAGGAUCUACUGGUGAACAUCACGCGGCACGAGCUCGUCCCGAAACACGUGCUUCUGAGCCCCGAGGAGAAGGGCAAGCUUCUGCAGAGAUACCGGUUGAAGGAGUCGCAGCUGCCUAGAAUCCAGGUGUCGGAUCCUGUUGCGAGGUACCUGGGUCUUAGGCGCGGGCAGGUUGUGAAGAUUAUCCGGAAGAGUGAGACUGCGGGCAGAUAUGCCAGUUACCGCUGGGUUAUCUGA
Aspergillus mulundensis is the source of this 708-nucleotide messenger RNA. RefSeq names its product DNA-directed RNA polymerase core subunit RPB5. Gene Ontology annotation, molecular function: DNA binding; DNA-directed RNA polymerase activity. Gene Ontology annotation, biological process: DNA-templated transcription. The coding region runs from base 1 to 708 and encodes 235 amino acids. The transcript is spliced from 3 exons. Gene Ontology annotation, cellular component: RNA polymerase II, core complex; RNA polymerase I complex; RNA polymerase III complex. The record is from RefSeq and is a predicted model, not a curated record. Lineage: Eukaryota; Fungi; Ascomycota; Eurotiomycetes; Eurotiales; Aspergillaceae.